GAAUGAAAACGAAAAAUUUGCAAAAUAGAAUCAGUAGUUCCGUAAAUAUUGUUAAAACUUGCCAUUGUUACGCUUUACAAAAAAAUAACAAAGAUAGACGAUAGUAAAUGGCAAUUGGUAACAAGGAACUCACUUGGUUGAGGAUUCAGUUGGGACAAAUCCAAAUGGAAAAAAGGAAUAAUAUGGAACUUUGGAGGAGGAAGGGAAGAGGAUUCGUAUAGAUACAAUAGGCGAGCCUGCCUACAGUCAUAUGCAUCUGGCUGCUCUCCCUUUAUACUUCCGCCUAGUGUCAUGCAAAGGGUUAGAGGAGAACUAACGCAUGCGCACGUUUAACCAUACAAGUACGCAGUCGACAACGAACCCUCGAAAUCUUCAUAAAGGAACGCUGUAUCAGAGCUGACGGGGGAAAAGGUAAGCGUGAUGGGAGAGCUGGUUGGCAGGUUAAACGAGCGUCAUUCCUACGAAGAGUAAACGAGUGGUAAAAAGUGGGGGAAAAAGAGGGAAACCGCAAGCGUCCCGGAGUGGGGAGCGAAGCCCGCCGUCGGCUCCCGCUGCUCCAUGCUCGCCAGCCCGCGUCCGCGGGCGCGCGCGUGCGCCCUUACAAGAUACAACGAAUCUGAACCUCUGACGUUGAGCCGCGCUCAACAGUCCGGUAAGAAUUCACGCUGUUGUUUGUCCUGUUGCGCGGUUUCAUUGUGGUGGCGCCGCUAUACUGGCGGCUGAAUAUAACACGUACUAAUAAUAAAAUUGAGAUAGAAUAAGUUAAAGGCGUCCGGUGGCAGUAAAAACGUCGAUUUCACCAUCGUUAAACGGUCGCCGCGUCAAUGUAUCGUACAAAGGAAUACGCUGUGGUCAUGUUAUAACAUUGUCAGCCAUAUUUGAUCAUAUGCAAAAAAAAAAAAAAAUAAGAGGAAUGUUAAUAUCCUCCAAACGAUAAGAAAUCUUCAUCGCAUCGUUUGUUUAUGUCGUUAUUUACGGAUCUUUCUCUCCUGUUGAUCGAUGUGAAAAACCAAGAAAGAGAAGAUCAGAAAGAUGAUCUCCUUGGUGCGAAUGGAUGAUCUUUGAUCACUGUAGUGCGGUGAAGAAAGAAAAGAAAAGAAAAGAAUACAAAAAGAGAUCGAAAAGAUUUGGCGCGUAGUCACUUUGACUCACGUUGGAAAUUUAUCCAGCGCGCGUAUUUAAUUGGCCCCAUUUCUCCUGAAUAUUGGGUACGAAUUCGUUACAUCGAUGUAAAAUCUAUUUGUUCGUAUGGCCUCUUAAAUGUCGAAUAAUUGUCAUUAUUGUGUUUUGAAUUAUCUAUAUGUGAUUAUCAACGAUAAAGAUUAUAAUUAUUUUUAUACUUGAGGUUCGAAAGAUUCGAUGAAUACAAGCCAUUUUUUCGAAUGUUUCGUUUUGUUAUUGUACGAUGUACAAUAGUGUUCGCAUGCGAGUUUCCAGAUGAACUUAUGUUGUUAACUUUAUGAAAAUUUUCAUUGUUGGCAACAAUGCCUAUUGGAAAUGAAUGAUCCAUUAGAAAACCAUAUUAGAAAAUUUGGAUUGUCCAAAAAGGAUACAAUUUAUCACGAUAAUGAUGUGGAUUUUCUACAGACAUUUGGUGAACAAAUAGAUAAACAAAGCCCACCGUAUGAUUUAUCCAGACAAUUGUUCCAAUGUGAAAUUUGUAAAGUACAAUAUACAACGAAGAAACAAUUACGAACACAUAUUUUCACUCAUUUAGGAAGGCCUCGUGUAAUACUUAAGAGAGUUACUAAUUUAGAAACAUUGAACAGAAAUUACAACGAUACGUAUUGGUUGACUUCAGAAAAUAGUCAAUCUCUCAAAUUAAAACUUAAGAAAACAACAUAUACUGAUCCUCUUAAAUUAACACUUAAGAAAUCAUCGGUGUCUGAGAAUUUUAUUGUUGUCAAUACUAAUCAUAAUUUGAACAUAGGUAAUUACUCUACAGAAGACGUGGCAGGUGCAGAGGAUAAAAAUGAACAAACAGAUACAGAAGAUACAGAAAAUUCAACUGAAGAAACAUUCGAAAACGUGAUGGUAGAUCAAGAUGAUGAUUAUGAGAAAUUUGAAACUGAUAAUGAUAAUGCUUUGGAAGGAAACGAAAGACGAUCCUUAGAUAUCAAUGAAGUUGAUUCUGGAGUAGGGAGUGAUAUGGCAAAUAUAUCUGAAAAGGAAGAUCAAAACAUUGAUGAUUUACAUGGGACAGAUCAUUAUGAUAAUUCAGGAAAAAGGUAUUUAGAAUCAGAUGAUCAUGAAGAAUCUGAUGCCUUAGAAGCAACAUGCAGAGAAACUAUAGAAAAUCUAAAGAUGUUGGGAGAACAAUCAGGUUCUAGAACUGUGAAUCAUUUAAUUAUUUCUUCUGUUAAUGAAGAUGAUGAUACGGCAAAUGAAGUAGAUAUGAUACAUGAUCUUGAAGAAAAUCCAGCCAUAAGCAUUAUUUCUAAGUCUUCCACAUUUUCUAAUCAUUCUGUAUCUGAAGAUGAUCCAAAACAAUCUACAGAGACAUCAACUGGGUUUAAUUGGAAUCAAUCGUCUACUGAUUUAACGCAUAAAGAUAAAGUUAAUUUAAAGGAGAAUGAGGCACAAGGAGAAAAUUCAAAUGAAAACAAUAUUGAAAGUUCUACUUCACUUUUGCAAAAUUUUUUAAUUGAACACCAAAGACGCAAUCAAAGUGAAUCGAUAUCAAGUAGUCUACCGCCUGUUGAAACUGAAUAUGUUUCUCUAGAGAAAUUAGCAGAAACUGUUAAUACAUGUCGUGUUUGCAAUGAAAAGUUUAAGGAUAUAGCACAUCUUGAUGAGCAUCGUAGUAAAGCUGGUCAUUAUCAUUGCAAUAUUCCAGAUUGUGCCAAUCUUAUUUUCCAUUCGCCAGUAGAAGUUUCAAUGCACAAGUCUCAAGUGCAUGGAACGUCACUUUCUCCAAAUGUUAGUCAAUUAUCACCACACUUAAAUACGAAUUCUCCUCAUUUAAAUCAAAAUUCACCAUACUUAUGCCGAACAUCUCCACAGUUGAAUUCGCAUUCGCCACAUGCUCCGUCUAUGGAAUCUCCAUCGCAACUUAAUACAAAUUCUCCAUUGACAUCUCCUCAUCAAACAAAUUCUCCAACAUAUACUACAGCCAAUACAGGCCAACAAAUAAUACCACCAGUUAAUUUUGAACAAUUGCCAGCACCUGUACAGCAACUAGCUCAACAAGUGCAACGUAUGCCUCUUCCACAAACACAAUUACCUCCAAGUCUUCCACCAGGAGCUAAUACUAUGAUACCAGGACCAAAUUAUUUUGUACAGCCACCAGGAAGACCAUCAUUAUAUAGAGUUCCUGGUCCGCAGAGUAUGCAUUACCCUUCUCAUUUAUCUCAUUUAUAUCCACAAUAUGGACCUGGUCCAUAUCCGCAGAUGACACCGGCACAAAUGCAUCCCCAACUUCCUCAACCAAUAUCACGCGGACGAUAUCCGUCGGCUACACAAAACACUAGGGCACCACGCAUACCUCAAAGUGGUGUAGUUCCUCGUCAACGUUUAAAAAGACCAAUGCAACAAACAAUGCAAGUACAGCAACAACAACAACAACAAAAUAAUUCUCCUUUAAAACAAAGAAAGAUGGAUGUUUUAAUGCCAGAUAGAAAUGAAGAUGCAGAUUGUCAUGUUAUUGCACAACAGAAAAGAAAUGAUGGAUUACCUGUAAUACAAAAUGUUCAAGGAGCUACGACACAGUCAACAAAUAGAAAUGAUUCAACAAUACAUCUUACGGAUUCAAUAACUCUUAGUGUUAGACAACCUGGUUCUACCUCAGCUCAACUUCAAAAUACAACAAAUCCUGGUAAUAAGAAGUCUGAUGCAAAGGCCGUAGCAAAUGUAUUAGCAGCUAGAGGUAUUACAGUUACACCAGCCGCAAAUAAAAAUAAAACAGGUGAACAAAAUAAACACCAAUCAUCAGUACAACAACAAAGGCCUACUUCUAAUCAACCAUCUUUAAAUGUCCCAUCUCUUAAUUUAAAUUCAGCUAUUUCUAUUGUACCAGCAAAUUCACAAAGAAAGCAGCAAGAACAAGGUCAAUUUGCUGUUCCUCAAAAUAAGCAAAAUAAAUCACCAAUAAAUGAUGCAGAUCGGCCACCUAGACCACCUACUGUAGAUUUAACGCAAGAUAAUCCACCUCAAGUACCAGCUAUACGACGAGGAAGGCCUCCAAGAGCAACAUCACUUUAUUGUCAAAUGUGUGAUAAAAAUUUCCAAAAUCAAGAAAUGUUAUCACAGCAUUUAGCAAAUCAUCGAUUAUUAAAUAAACUUAAUCACAAGUGUAAUUUAUGUACUGCUCAAUAUCCAUCAGCUCAUGCACUAAUUUCGCACAAACAAACUUAUCACCGGGAACCUGAUCCUACGUCACCAAAUGGAAAUAUAGAAUUGGCUAUUCCAGUCGUAGAUUUAAAAUCUUCACACGUUUUGAAUCGCUUAACAAAUUUGGGGAUUCAAAGUUAUAUACCAUUAUCACAAUUAAGUGCUCAAACAGGAGGAUAUUUUGGUUUACCACUAAUAACUAUAGAUGGUGCUAGAAAUCCUAAUACAUGUAAUUUAGGCGCACUUGGUGCUACAUCGGUACUGAGUAUUGGUCCUCUCAAACAUUUGACUAAUACUAAUACGUCAUAACUGAAAAAAAAUUCUUUGGUGAUCAUACUAUGCAGGAUCUUUUAUUUUUAUUUUUUUCAAGUUUUUCACAAUCAUUAUUUUUUAACUUGGAUAAUUCAUAUGUUAUAUUGUUCUUUCCAUGACUUGUUUUUUUCUAAUCUUUCGUUUUUUUUUUUUUUUAAUUUUAAUUUUUUCUUUAGAAAUAUAUAUCUCAUGAUUUAGAUUUAUUUAUAUAAAUCUGAACAUUGAUACAAUUAAAUGGAUAAUAUUUUGUCAUUAUUUGUUUAUUUUUAAGGGGAUGAACAUUUUCAGAAUUAUCAAUUCACUUUUCAGAAGUAUAAAUUUAAUUUGUAUAAUUUUAGAAUAACACAACAGUAUUCUUAAAUCCUAAAAGUUAGGAAAACUUCUCAAUAUGUUUACAAUAACUCUGAAUGGUCCGUGAAAACUAUAAUCAAUAAAAAUAAAUUAUGUACUGUGUAUUCACAUAUUCUCCACUAAUAUAACAGUAAAUGGUGUAUUUCAUGUGUAAAUUUAUCAAUGUAAUGUAUUUUUUUGAAAAAAAAGGGAGAGUUCAGUAAAAUUUAUUAACAGGCAUUUUCACAUGGAAAAUUGUUCUCUUAAGAAGGUGCACUAAUAAAUAUUGAAAAUAUU
Messenger RNA from Vespa mandarinia (Asian giant hornet), 5268 nucleotides. RefSeq lists its product as uncharacterized. Gene Ontology annotation, biological process: regulation of transcription by RNA polymerase II. Gene Ontology annotation, cellular component: nucleus. The record is from RefSeq and is a predicted model, not a curated record. Lineage: Eukaryota; Metazoa; Arthropoda; Insecta; Hymenoptera; Vespidae. Gene Ontology annotation, molecular function: DNA-binding transcription factor activity, RNA polymerase II-specific; sequence-specific DNA binding.